Messenger RNA from Suillus clintonianus, 387 nucleotides. RefSeq lists its product as uncharacterized. NCBI's taxonomy places the organism in Eukaryota, Fungi, Basidiomycota, Agaricomycetes, Boletales, Suillaceae. The transcript has 3 exons. The record is from RefSeq and is a predicted model, not a curated record. Bases 1 to 387 code for a protein of 128 amino acids.
AUGGCCCCCCCAACUAAAUAUAAAACCGAUGCGGCUAAGCUUCAGGCUAUGAGAGCCAAGCGUUCCCGGUACUACACUAAGUGCCGUGAGGAGAUCCUUGCAAAGAGAAGAGAGAAAUACCACCUCAACAAAAACCGUCGAAAGGACGAUGACAGCAGCGACAACAAGGGUGCGGGUGACAACUUGGAUAAGGGCAACGAUGGCAGUGACGAGUGUGCGAGCGAUGACGAUGAAUCAAUAGGGACAUUAGAUGAAUGUAUUGCCGUGGUGAAGUAUGCUAAAGACGACUUCAUGGCGCACAUCAAAUCUCCGCAAAUAUUCACCUUGGGCGUCCUUGCCGAAUACACGAAAGUCUAUCCCAGAUGCUCCCGGAACUCACGGGGAUAG